AAUUAUUGGCUAUAUUGAAUAUUAAAUUUUAGAUAAUUUCAUUGUUUACCCUUGUAUUUAUUAUUUUUAUAAAAUGGCAUAUUGUCAAAGUUAUACACCGGAUUAUUUUGCAUUAAAUGAUAUUUUAUCUACCGAAGAACGGGUGUCUUGUAAAAUUGAAAUAGAAUUGCUUGGUUUAGGUUUUUUGGAUUCUUCAUCUACAUCUAGAGAUUUAAAGAUAGGAUCAAAAGUAGAAUUUCCAUUAUGGUUAGCAGAAUCAUUAAAGAAUCUGAAAGAUUCAAUAGUUAGUAUUGAUGUACCAAAUAUAUAUAAAGAAGUAUACAGGGAAAUUUUAGAAGCAGAUGCUGAUGCUAUUGUCUUAAGUAAAUGGAAUCCAUUUUAUUAUGAAAUAGGAAUGCAUGUAAGAAAAUUUAAUGAUAGAGAUUCUGAACAAAUAACUGAAAGCUUAUUACAGACAUUUAAGUCUCGUUUUCGAUUAGUUAUGGACUGGGCUCAAAAUCCAAUAUCUGAUCCUACAUUAGUAAAUCAACUUCCUCGUCUCGAAAGAGAUCUUUUUCUUAUUGGUCGAAAAGCUAAAGUUCGGCUUUUAGAAUGGUUAAAAGGAGAUACAAAUAACAUUAUUUCUUCUGAAAUUACAACAAACUUAAAAAAACGAAAACGUGCACAAUUUGAACUUAAUUAGUGAUUAUUUUAUAAAAAAAAAGACUGAAUUUGAUGAAAUUAAUUUUUUACAAAAUAAUGUUCUUAUUGAGUUUUAAAGUAAUUGAUUAAAAAUAUAAAUAUUGUAGAAUAAAGGAAUUUGUAUAUAAUUAUAUAAUCAAAGAGAAAAAAAUUGAGAAAAGAAACAAAAUAUUUUACAAUGUAUUACAAUUAUUGUUAUAUUAAAAAAUUUUUUUAUUAUAAUGUAAAUGUAUAUGGAAAAUAUUAUUUUAUAAUAUUCUAUAAUAUAAUUUGAAAAUAUAUAUUAUAUAUCAAUGUUCAUUAUGUAUCAAUAUAUUAUAUUAUAUGAUAAAAA
This is a messenger RNA of Apis cerana (Asiatic honeybee), 1015 nucleotides long. It is a transcript of the gene Psf3, whose product is annotated as DNA replication complex GINS protein PSF3. Lineage: Eukaryota; Metazoa; Arthropoda; Insecta; Hymenoptera; Apidae. Gene Ontology annotation, biological process: mitotic DNA replication initiation. Gene Ontology annotation, cellular component: GINS complex. The record is from RefSeq and is a predicted model, not a curated record.